This is a messenger RNA of Raphanus sativus (radish), 586 nucleotides long. RefSeq lists its product as uncharacterized. The transcript has 2 exons. The record is from RefSeq and is a predicted model, not a curated record. The coding region runs from base 143 to 415 and encodes 90 amino acids. NCBI's taxonomy places the organism in Eukaryota, Viridiplantae, Streptophyta, Magnoliopsida, Brassicales, Brassicaceae.
UAUUUUUAGAAGAGCAAGACUUUGCCGCAGAUCCAAACUUAAUUUACUUGCCUAGCAACCUUCAUUUUGCAUUGUGCUCGAAGCAUUAAUUCUCUUACGGAAAGAAAAAAGAAUCAAAACAUAAAAAAAGUGAAGUGUGAAAAUGGCAACGGAUGGGACCACUUUUCCAGAAGGCGACGCAGAAGCAGAACUCAAUCCUGGACAGAACAAGAGUUUUGAAGUAGAUCCUGUUUCUUCAGAGAUCGCUUCAGAUAAGAUGGCGGAAAAGAUACAACAAAACUUGGAAAGGAAGGAAAACGCAAAGGCCAGGAGAGACGCAACACAAGCGCUGAAGAAGACGAUUAUCAUAUCAGCCGUGAUCGUUGCCGUAGCUGGAGCCGCCUUCGCCAUCACCAAAAAACUCAAAGAGAAAUGAUUUUGAUUACAUAAUUUAACUUCAGUUUUCCUCUUUAAUAUGUAACUACUAUUACCUUUUCAGAAAACUAAGAAAAUACGUCUAUUAUUAUAUACCUAUAUUUUUUGUCAAAUGUAAUUUUGUAAGAAUAAUAAUGCAAUGGACUAUUAAUUAAUAUUUAUUUAGUUUCUU